AUCAACUUUAUUGUAGUUAUUGUCAUCGCUCAGGUUACCUGAAGUUAUACGCAGCCAUAUUUCCAGCUCGCACGCGCGUCAACAUGCAGCGCUGCUCCGCCCUUAUGUUCACACCGCCGCCAAGCCGGAGCAGAUUCCCUGUCUAGCCGACACAAAGAGCCCGCUGCCGGGGGCCGGCGGAGUCCACUGAGCGGUGCCAGGAUGCGGUGCCACAAGUUUUGGGGACCAUGUUCGGUUGGAUUUUAUAUUUGUGCGGCCAUACUUUUCAAAGGAUCCCUGCAGGGAGAACACCAGAGGAGGCUGUACAAGGAGCUGCUGGCUAACUACAACCGGCUGGAGAGACCUGUGGUCAAUGACUCAGCCGCCAUCCUGGUGGAGCUGGGCCUCACUCUGCUGCAGAUCAUAGAUGUGGAUGAGAAGAACCAAGUGCUGAUGACCAACGCCUGGCUGCAGCUGUACUGGACAGACAUCUACCUGAGCUGGAAUCCUGAAAAGUACCCCGGUGUCCAGAACCUGCGAUUCCCUUCUGACCAGAUCUGGACCCCUGACAUCCUCCUUUACAACAGUGCGGAUGAGCGGUUCGAUGCUACCUUCCACACCAACGUACUGGUGAAUGCAUCAGGUUACUGCCAGUACAUCCCCCCUGGCAUCUUGAAGAGCACCUGCUACAUUGAUGUGCGUUGGUUCCCCUUCGACGUGCAAAAGUGUGACUUAAAGUUUGGCUCCUGGACACACAACGGCUGGCUGUUGGACCUCCAGAUGCUGGAUGUGGACACAUCCACCUACAUACCCAAUGGGGAGUGGGACCUUGUGGGUGUGCCAGCCAAGCGCAAUGAGCUGUACUAUGAGUGCUGUAAGGAGCCCUACCCUGAUGUGACAUUCACGGUCACAAUGCGCCGCAGGACACUAUAUUACGGCCUCAAUUUGCUCAUCCCCUGUGUGCUGAUUUCUGGCUUGGCCCUGCUGGUCUUCUUGCUACCUGCAGACUCUGGAGAAAAGAUUUCUCUGGGCAUCACUGUGCUCCUCUCGCUAACUGUCUUCAUGCUUCUGGUAGCAGAGAUCAUGCCUGCCACGUCUGACUCUGUUCCUCUCAUUGCCCAGUACUUUGCCAGCACCAUGAUGAUUGUGGGAAUGUCUGUGGUGGUGACAGUUAUAGUCCUGCAGUUUCACCAUCAUGACCCUCAGGGAGGCAAGAUGCCCAAAUGGGUUCGGGUGGUUCUGUUGAACUGGUGUGCCUGGUUUCUCCGUAUGAAACAACCUGGUGAUGAGCGCAAGCGGUCUGGUUACAAGUACCGUCACACCUCCCAGCAUCACUCCAGCACCAGCUCCAUAGAGAUGGGCACUGUUCCAAGCCUCAGUGUGCCCCUCUCACAGACAUCCUGCCCACCUUGCCCCACAGGCACCUCCAACGGUUCCAUGAGCCUCUACUUUGGCAACUACCACCCUAUAGAGAGCCCACACUGCCCGCCUUCUAGCGACUCCGGGGUAGCACUAGGGGGACGUGCCCAUGGCUCCCUCAGUGAUGAGGCUGAGCCACCUGGAGGAGUUGGCAGUGGUGUCGGAGGCCUAGGGAUGGGAGUUGGAGUGGGAAUGGGAGUCAACAUCCCUCCACCAGAGAUCCGGCGCAUUUUGGAGGAGGUGUCGUACAUAGCCCAGCGGUUCCGGGACCAGGACGAGGCUGAGGCCAUCUGCAGCGAGUGGAAGUUUGCAGCGGCAGUGGUCGACCGGCUGUGCCUGGUGGCCUUCUCUCUCUUCUCCAUCAUUUGCACCUUCACCAUCCUCAUGUCAGCACCCAACUUCAUAGAGGCUGUUUCCAAGGACUUCACAUAGCUGGUUGCAGCAGCAGGAAAGAGGGAAGGAAGACGGCGCAAAAGGAUUAGGGAUAAAGAAGAGAUUAAGAGAGAAAGUGGAUGGGGGGGAAGGAAACAAUGAAGGGUGCAGUAUGUGGUCCCAACCUACAGUCUGGGCACCCCAUUGGAAAGGCAGUGGGCCACGCAGUGUUUUAUGAGAAAAAUCUUAUCUCUGGAAACUUAGAAAGUAGACAGAGCCUUGCAGCUCUACCAAGUCAUGUAGUCAAUUAAACCAAUCAGGAAACACAAUUUUCAUGAUUGAUGAUCAAGUAAUUACAAAGACACAUCAUUAUAAACAUAAAUUCAUUGUCCCAUUCUGUCUUGAUGUCAGAGAUACAUUUUUCAUAUCUAGAAGAGGAAAAUAGGUUGGGCAUGCAGACUGGGGAGAGCACUGUAUAGAUUUUCUUUUUUACAUUGAGUAAGAUAUCAAUAAGGGGAAGAUAAUGUGGCUGCUAAUUGUCUUUACCUUGAAAACAGUGUAAUUAUCAUUGUUUUAUCUGCACUAUUCAUUUAAAAAAAAAAACAGCUUCAUUUCCUCUACAAUGGCACAUACAGCACCACAGGCCACCUCACUGCCUCUUCUCUAGUUCAUUUCAAAAUCCCAACUGUUGUUGUCUAAAAUGAACAAAUCCACACCCACAUAUGUAUAAAUAUGGCCUCAGUCUGAGCUCACACACCAACUGUUCACCUUCUGAACUCUUCAUAAGGAAGUCACUUUCUCUGAUGAUGUACCAUCCCUGUAAUGAUGUUUGGUUAGUUACUAAAAUGAGAUUUUUCCCUGUGAAUUUUACUGGUUUUGCCUUUGCUUUGAUCAACAGAGCAUUGGACACAACUUGAUUGCUUUGACACAAGUGUAGAGGCAUUUUUUUUAUUCAUCAGAGUAGGAAAGUUUAUUUAGGAUCACUUUUCACUUUGUCUUGCCUGUUAUAUUUUAGCCAAUAGAAUCUGUAAUGUAAUAAUAACAGUGUGGGACAGUGUAAUAGUGAAACGUCCAGUAUAGUGUAUCAAAAAGCACUGUGUUGACUGGUAUGUACUGGUGUUGAUCAGUAACACAGAAUGCACAGGAGUCUUUCUAAAGAACAAUCCAAUACUGUAUGUUGAACUGUACAGUACAUCUUUUAACCAAGUGGUCUGACACUACAAGUCAUUAAUUUAACUGUAGGUAACAGGUCAAGAAGUUGCCAUACUUUUGAAAAAAAGUUGUCUAACUGCACUGUAAAAAAUACCCAUAUUCAUGUACCUUAAAAAGAUUAACAGGAAUUUGUACUUGUUGGACUUUACAUAAAUGGUCACUGAAGAUGAAGAGCGAUGUGACAUUUGAACCUCUGACACCACAGAUGACGGCUAGAGGCUCGACAGCAAGAGGAACACUUCACAACCCCAUUCACUACAUUAUCACUGGAGAAUAUACUGUAGAUUUAUAAAAGGCCCCAGUGUCAGUAAGUUUUGUUUGUGUUUUGUAGAGGGAGCCGAGUGAGAGAUUCACACAAAGUUAACGUGUUUAGUUCCACCUCCACCUCACAGCCACCUCUUUGUUGUAGCUAAUCAUUUAUCUCUUUAUCUCUUUAUCUGUCAUUCCAAGUGUGAGUUUUUGCUCUCUGUGUCAAUAAAAGUUUAUUUAUUCUCUGUA
Molecule: messenger RNA, 3480 nt
Organism: Siniperca chuatsi (mandarin fish)
Lineage: Eukaryota; Metazoa; Chordata; Actinopteri; Centrarchiformes; Sinipercidae
Product: neuronal acetylcholine receptor subunit alpha-7-like
Exons: 10
Coding region: 202-1830 (542 amino acids)
Biological process (GO): regulation of membrane potential; monoatomic ion transmembrane transport; nervous system process
Cellular component (GO): postsynaptic membrane; synapse; neuron projection
Molecular function (GO): acetylcholine-gated monoatomic cation-selective channel activity; transmembrane signaling receptor activity
Source: RefSeq, a predicted model, not a curated record